AUGGACAGAAUAAAAAAAUUGGUAAACAAAAGAAUCAUCAAAGAAGAGGAUAUGAGCAAAUGCUUGGAAUGUUUUUUAGUUUGUAGGGAUGAGUUAAUCAAGCGAGUCGUCCUUCUACGUUCUCUUUCCGAGAUAAUGAUGAAGUUUGAUAAAAUAUUGAACAUGGAAAUAAAACAGACCAUAAAUAUCGCUAACGGAAACAUACUUGGUGAAAAACGUAACGUGAAAUGUGAAAACAAACUGAAACUGGCUAAUAAUAAAUUGAAUAUGGCAGAGAAUUUGCAAAUUGGAGAUGAUCUCGUAGAGCUAGAUAAUCACGAUGUAGAUUUUGAUAAUAAUGAUAUUAUUGAUGAGUAUACUGUAAACGGUGAUGUGAGCGCUACUAUCACAUGUGAAACGCACAGCAACAGGUUAUUCAAGAGAAUCAGGAUGAACCUACAAGUAGAUACGUUCAGAGGUUCGUGUAUUCUUCGUAUGAUAACAAAUAAGAUAUUUGAAACAUUAAAGAAGGCUCAAAGUUUUAACGGAAUUGAAGAGAUGAGAGACGAUGGCACGUACGAAUUGGUUGAAAAUUUUGAGUCUUUUGAAGGUACGCAUCUAUUCUCAUCUUCAUCAUUGAACUCAAACAUUGUCACCGAACUUGAAUCGUUGAAUAUUUUUUGUUUUAAUGAAAAAGUAUGUGGAACAGAUCGAGAAUCAAAAGCGAUGGCCUUCUGCAAAUUAUUAGAGUUACUUACGCACAACAAAGUAACAGUGGAACAGGUCGAUUGCUACGCUAACAUUUAUGUAUAUGCCCAGUAA
Molecule: messenger RNA, 801 nt
Organism: Vavraia culicis subsp. floridensis
Lineage: Eukaryota; Fungi; Microsporidia; Pleistophoridae
Exons: 1
Coding region: 1-801 (266 amino acids)
Source: RefSeq, a predicted model, not a curated record